UACUGCAUCUGCACGAGAGCAAGAGAGAGAGAGAGAGAGAGAGACUAGAGAGCCUGCAGUGUAAGUACUACUUACUGAGUGCGGAGCAGCAGCAAUUAUCGCGGAAGGUGUGUUACUUAUUAUGGCGCAUAGUGUCGUUCGUUUAAAGGAAGUUACAAUUUAAAAAAGAGAACGAAAUCAUGUGGGAGAAUUUGACGAUCGAAAGUCUACAGCUGACCGAGACGGAGCACAGAUAUUACGGAGACAUCUUCAUCUACUGCUGUGAGAACGCCGACACUGAGCAAGUGUCCAGCCUCAAGGUCGGUGAGCUUCUCAGGUCGGCAAACUUGCCCAGCGACGUCACCCUCAAGAUUCUAUUUCUUUGUGGUGGUGCUAAGAGUAACUACCUCAGCAGAAAGCAAUUUUAUGCAGCUUUGAAACUUGUAGCAGCAUACCAAGCAGGUCUUGAAGUGCACAAAGACUUGAUUGCCACAGCAGUGGACGAACUAGCAUUGCCAAGAUUCACUUGGCCUUCAUCAGGUGAUGAAGAGGACAUCAAGAAAAAACCUUUUUCUGAAAAGACUUCAAAGAAAAGAACUAGUGGCCUCAUACCUGAAAGUACAACAGGCAGUGAAAGUGAACCAGAAUCUCCUAGGGAGACAGAAGCUGGCAGUACAGACUCACCCACUCCAACAAACAGUGUAACUCAAGAAAGAAACGAUGGUGCUCUAGGUGGUGAAGCUAAUUUGGAUUCAGUGUCUGGUGGGUGGCAGAGCUUACUUGUCUCCGAAGAGCAGAGGCAGCUACUUGGCACCGAGGAGGAAAGUUCAGAACGUCAUAGCAGUGAUGAUGGAGAAGGCGAAGACGGCGAAAGUUUUCCACCUGAAGCAGUCUGGACAAUCAGCGACGAGCAACGCGAAUACUACGCUGCACAAUUCUCCACACUUCAAUCGAACCCCGAUGGUCUUCUUGCCGGUAGCUUAGCGCGCAAAUUCUUUGAGAAAUCUCGUUUGCCUGUGGAAGAGCUUCGUAAAAUUUGGCAAUUAGCGGACGUUACGCGUGACAGUGCUUUGAGUUUGCCCGAGUUUUACGUGGCGAUGCAUUUGGCGGUACUCCGGCGUAACCAUGUUCCAUUACCCGACGUAUUACCACCCUCGUUAGCAAUGCUACUCUUCAAUCAACCAACGUCUCAGCAACAACAACAGCAACAACCGGCAGCAGCACCGCCUGUUGUUCCACCUGUACCAGCGCCCAGAGCUAGCCCGACUACUAGAGCGGCGGCAGCAGCAGCAGCGAACAAUAAAGAAAAAAGCAAAGAAUGGACAAAGUUCAUAGAUUCACCAACGGGUGCAAGUAGUAACGGUAAUGGCAACUCGAUCACAAGUCCCGGCCCGAAGCCGGUAAAUUUUGAUUUCCAAAAGUCAACCGUCGAGCGCGAUCCGAAGAUACUCCAUCCAGUACCGUUACGAUUGACUCCUGAGGCAGCAAUUCUCGCGUCAAAUGCCAAUGGAAACAACGGUGUGGUACCUUUGCUUGGCGAGGACGACAACUCGUUGAGCGCCGGACUUGUUCAUAGGCCACUCGCUAAAAAACCCGGACUACCACUGCCAGAUGAUACUGCGAUAUCCACACCCAAAAAGGAACCUCCACCCCCGCCACCCCCUAGGCCCUACAGGACACACACCAGGAGUUCCAGUCUCGAUCUCAAUAAACUUGGUGCUCCACCUCUUGUACCACCCAGAGUAUCACCUGGAAUCACAACAACGACAAGAAAGCUGGUCGGCCAAAAGAGUGAAGGCGAAGGUCCACGGUUGAACAAUGACGAGCCAGGUUUUGUCGCUGAUUUCUCGCAAUUCGCUCCAAAAGCUGAGGACAAUCAUGCUUUGGAAAAUAAUGUUCCUCCUACGCAACAAUUCACUGGUGUUUGCGGUGCAUUCCAUAUUUAUAAAAAGCCAAGUCAAAGAAGAGAAAGCGGGCAGGACGACACGAAGGACGAGCCAGACGAUACAGGCAAGAAGUUGACACUUCAAGAGCUACGUGAGAAAAACGCCGAAUUGCGACAAGUUUGCGAAGAAUUAACACGUGAGUUAGCGGGCGCCUUGCAGGAGCGAAUAAACCUGAGGGCAAAGCUACUACUUCUGGCAUGAUCCCAUUCAAUGUCAUCUCUUGUUAUCGAGUACUAGGUUUAUAAGCAAUGCGCUCGCUAUUGCAGUUAAUAUUUUUUAAUUAUUGGAGGCCAAGACUUGAAACGUAUUAUUUGGAAAAGAAAGUUUUUCGUGGUUUCACAACAUCGUCUGCUAAAUUUUCUCUUUAGACAGAUUUUUGUCUAAAUAUACUUAUACUCAGUGUAAAAUGUUUAAUUACUAAACGUAAGGUAUAAGAACUUUGUCGUUGGAUUUGUUUUAAUGAAAAGUGACAUUUCGUGUUUAAGAUUUUUGAGUAGGAAACAUUUUUGAGAAUCGUAAAAAUGUUUUCAGUUGGAAGUGAAUCAGUUAGUGUAAUUUACGUUCUUUUGUAAGAUGAUUUUUUUGAAUUGUACGUUUCAAGUUUGCUCGUACUAUAUUAUAUUAUUGACCGUUUGUUCAUUCUUUUUAUUCAUGAGAGCAAAAGAAAACUCGCGUACUCUUCGCACAUUCUUCUAUUCAUCUCUGAUCGUCAAUUUAUUAACACUCGGAUACUAGUCGUCCUUGUAUAAUAUUUAUAUCUCGUGUUAAUACCUCUUAUUAUCACAACUUUCUCAGAAAAACAACUAAAUAACAAAAAAAAAGUAAUAUCUUUUUAGGUCAUCGACACUUACACGGAUUAUUUAAUAGGUAAUAUAUAAAAUAUACAACAGAUUAAUGAAAGUUCAAAAUAAUUUAUCUAAAGGCACUAAGAGGUUGCACAAAGAUGCAUAUCAUACUUAUGAGAAGAUUUAAAUCUACAUUAUUGUUUGUUAAAGUCACAGAGUCUUCAAAAUAUUGUUGUAAAUUUAUGAUAAGAGUACAGUGGCGAAGUUCGGUUAAGAAGUAUCUCUGAGUUGUAAUUGCAGAAACUAAAAAAAAUAAAUAAGGUAUCAUAUUUUCGUAACCAUCGAUACACAAUCAAAUUUAAAAAAUGCCAAAAGUCAAAGUAUUAUUGUUGAAAAAUUGACUACGGCUCAUAACGAGAAAAAUAAAUAAACGUAAAUGCGCAGGAAUUAAGAGCAUCAAAGUGUUAAGUUUAAUUUUUAUUUAUAAAUAAAUAACUGAGUUCGACAUUAUGGCGUAGACGUCAAUAAUCACCAACGAGAACUUAAAAGGAAAACAAAGUAAAGUACCUGCCUUGUCGGCUGGUUAUACCGACGUUGGAUGGUUUAUUGAACUACUGUAUAUUGCGGGGAGCAGAAAGAUACGAACAAAUAGUAAAGUUGCUAAAAAAUAAAGAAACAUGUGAGUUCUAAAUUAUACAUAUAUAUUAAAGUCUCUGUGCCAUAUACGAUAAUACGAUAUUUUAUUAUUAUUCCAUCUGUUAGAAUCGUUCAAGUAAUCAGACUGCAACACUCUCACUAUGGAAACAAAUCGCCUUUUUGUAUUUAUAUAAGAAUACAGUGUAUAUAACGUUGAUGCCCAAUUAAAAAAAGGAUAAAAUAAAAACUGAUAUUUCAUUUAAUCAGAAUUCACUUUUCCCACAAACCAAUAACAUCCUAAUACAUGUUUCAUCAUGCAAAUCACUAAUGUUAAUCUUCAAAAAAAAAAAAUGUUUUCCUAUGUUCAUUACAUAAUUAUUGAUGCAGAACGAUAGGGAUAGAAAAGAAAAACAAUAAACAGAGGUUUGACGAUAACAACGUUUAUUGAAGUUAACGUUAAUGAAAAAUAAAUUGACGAGAAAGAAAAUCACAAAAGGAUUAUAUUCAAAAGAGGUCAUUUUUUUCUCUUAAAUAAUAUCGAAUGUGUGUUCUUUAAACAAUAUUCAAUAAAUUGUUCGGACAUAAAUAAAGG
This is a messenger RNA of Phymastichus coffea, 3938 nucleotides long. RefSeq names its product ralBP1-associated Eps domain-containing protein 1 (gene Reps). The transcript is spliced from 7 exons. Lineage: Eukaryota; Metazoa; Arthropoda; Insecta; Hymenoptera; Eulophidae. Gene Ontology annotation, cellular component: plasma membrane; cytoplasm. Gene Ontology annotation, molecular function: calcium ion binding; protein binding. Gene Ontology annotation, biological process: endocytosis; endosomal transport. The record is from RefSeq and is a predicted model, not a curated record. The coding region runs from base 180 to 2126 and encodes 648 amino acids.